Molecule: messenger RNA, 1150 nt
Organism: Penaeus monodon (black tiger shrimp)
Lineage: Eukaryota; Metazoa; Arthropoda; Malacostraca; Decapoda; Penaeidae
Exons: 9
Coding region: 11-1150 (379 amino acids)
Molecular function (GO): protein binding
Source: RefSeq, a predicted model, not a curated record
UCAGAAUAAGAUGCUUGACCAGUGUUUUGAGUUUGUGAGAGAAGUGAAGCCGUUAUCUCUGCGAGACAUCAUUGCCCCACUGGCAUCUGUUUGGGCCGCCAGUCCUCAAAGGGUUAUAUCUCUUUUGGGCAUCCUUAUGGAAAUGAAUAGAGCUACUCUUAAUGAGGGAGAGCUGGAGCCAGAUUGGGGUGGGCAGUUCGUCAUAGACUUGUUGAAUUCAAGAGCUGGACUUAGUGUCAAUCAGAUUCGUCCUCUCUUUGAGGAAUUACAGAAGCACAAGAUUAGGGUUUCUGAAAGUGCAGUGGAUAUUAUGAUGACCAGGACCAACAAGGUAAUCCAGCAAGCCAUUCGAGACAACCUCGGGCUCGUCUUCGAUCCUUCGGUAGGGCAGCCUCCGAAGGAAGAAGAGUAUAAUCUCCUUCCACAUCCUAACAAAAUGAAUGUCGAGGAAUUGGAGUGCCAUCUUGUGGAACUGCGUGCCAAAGGCCUGAAUACAAGGGGAACUUUGCGAAGGCUGCUCAUCAUGCAUGCAUCGAACAACAAUACUCAACGUGUUCUUGCACUCAUUAAGGAAGCAGAGGCAGGUGAAGUCAGUCUCAGUGGUGGUAUGAUGUCAAGUAUCAUGACCACCAUGACAGAGAGUGGCAGUGCAGACAGUGCUUUGGCUGUAUAUAAUGAAAUGCAAACAAAAUACCCCUUAUUUAAUGUGGACUCUUAUAAGGUUAUUGAUCUGUGCACACUCUUGGUGAAAAAGAAGAGGACGGAAGAUGCAGUUAAUAUCCUGGAAAGAUAUUUAGAACAGUAUUCAAAACCACACGUUAAAAAAGCUGUCAAAAGAAAUUGCUGGAAUCUUUUAAUGGCAGCAGCAGAAAAUCAGGAUCAUACAAAUACAAAAAGAAUAUUUGAUAUUCUUCAGACAAAUGAUGUAAUAACUGUAGAUACAGUUAUAGCAGGACCAUUGAUAAAAACAAGACUUAAUAGUGGUGAUUUAGCAGGGGCAGUGAAGGAGGCUGAAUAUAUCUGGAAAGAGCACAAGUGUCUACCAAUGAGGAUUGAAAUUCUUGUCCAGUUGACUCUGCUUUCGAAGCAAGGUGGUACGAGGUAUAUAUGUAGGUAUGGCAGUUUGAUUCAGGGAAAUGGAGUUAACUGA